UAUCUUGAUGACUACAACAUGAACUCAUCCAAAGAAAUGAAGCUUGUUUUCUUUAUGGACGCAAUAGAGCACGUCUCGAGGAUUGCUCGUAUGGUUCGUCAGCCAAGAGGAAACGCCCUGUUGGUUGGUGUUGGAGGUACAGGGAAGCAAAGCUUAACAAGGUAAAAAGACACUGACUGACUAGCCCUUGAACGUUGAAUGCAGUCGGCUUUCUUUGCGCUAGAAAACCGUCGUACCAGGAUAAUCUCGAAUUCAAAUGUCGCUCAUAACAUCCUAUGUCAGCAUUUUCGUAGUCACACCGUAUUUCUUCUACCCUCUUUUCUUUUCCAUACUCCAUCCUCAUUAAUAUUCAGGAGCCUUCUUCCUCCAAGAGACUGCGUUUAGCUUGGUUUCCGCCAAGAAAAGCGUAGACCAUCAGCUUUAAGUCUUUGAUGAUGGUGUAUUUUUAAUGUUUCCUCUUCCUCUUUCUCUUCCUCUUCCUCUUCCUCUUCCUCUUCC
Messenger RNA from Actinia tenebrosa (Australian red waratah sea anemone), 498 nucleotides. RefSeq names its product dynein axonemal heavy chain 6. Gene Ontology annotation, biological process: microtubule-based movement. The record is from RefSeq and is a predicted model, not a curated record. NCBI's taxonomy places the organism in Eukaryota, Metazoa, Cnidaria, Anthozoa, Actiniaria, Actiniidae. Gene Ontology annotation, molecular function: dynein intermediate chain binding; minus-end-directed microtubule motor activity; ATP binding. Gene Ontology annotation, cellular component: dynein complex.